AUGAACAACAAUCAACAACAACAAGACCAGAUUUUCCAAAAUCUUUUGCAGGCAAUUCACAUCAUCCACAACUCUUCUUCACCACAACAACAAAGAUUGGAGGCUCAACAGUUUGUUGAAAACUUUAAAACCAAUCAACCAAACAAGAUUGAUUUUUGUUGGACUUUUAUUAAUAAUAAUCAACCGGAAGAAGUUAGACAUUUUGGAUUGCAAAUAAUUCAUCAUAUUGUUAGUAGAGAAUGGCCAACAAUACCUUCAACCUAUCAAUCAACACAAGCAAAAAUUAAAGUAGCACAAACACUAUUGGAUUAUGCAGCAUCGGGCACAAAACACAUGUUGGAAGAAAAAUCAUUUAUCAAGGAAAAAUUAGCUUCAAUAUUGUCAAUAAUAACAGAACUAACUUGGCCAUCUGUAAUACCUGACAUGUUGGAAAAUAUUGUUAAAUUAACUGGUAUGGGAGAAACACAACGAGAAAUUGCUAUUAUCACUUUGAGAUCCUUAGCUCAAGAUUUGACAAGUGAUUUUGCUACUGAUAUGCCACCUAAUAAGAGAAGAGAUUUAAUCGAAAAAUUGCAACCAAAGAUUCCAGACAUUUUUACAAUGGCAUUUCAAUUAUUUGAUACUUCAUUUGGAAUUUAUAAGUCUAAAAAUGACCAAAAGUCAUAUACUAUUAAUCAAAAAUUGCUUAGGUCAUUAAUAGACAUGAGCAUGGCAUUUGUUAGCGAUUGGCUAGAUCCAGCUCACUUUUUCAAUCAUAAUAUUAUUGACAUUUGGAUUAGUUUAAUGCAUGUUGAAGAAUUUAAAAUGGAUUCAAGUCAUUGUUUAACCGAAUUUGUAGAUGUUUCAUGGGGUUCAAAGAAAGAACUAAAUAUGGCUAAUCACAUGUCUAUUCUUUUAGCUAAAUUAUGUGAAAAUGCUAGAAUUAUUCUUGGAAAAGCUAAUCCUGACAAUUUGGAAGAUGAAUAUGAAUUUCACAAAGUAUUAUCAAAGUUAUUUGUUGCAUUUUCUCAAAAGCAAUUGAAAUACCUUUCUGAAAAACAUACUGAGAUUGUAGACAAUUUUUUGACAGUAGUAUUGGAAUUUGACAAACAUCCUUCAUUGGUUAUUUUUAAUGAUACUCUUGUGAUUUGGAAUGGUAUUUUCAGUAAUCCAAAACUUCCUUUUUGUAAUGCACCAUUUUUGGCAAAAUAUUUUGAACCUCUUCUCCAAGUAACCAGAUUAAAAAUAACAAAAGAAAUUGGUAAUCCAGACGUGGAAAGAUUCGAAAGUAAUCUAACACAUCAAUUGUGUUUAAUAGAUUUCGAAGAUAAAAAGGAAUACUAUCAACUUCAUGGCUCUAUGAGAAGUCAAGCAAGAUCGCUUGUACAACACAUCACACAUAGAGUACCUUUUGAUUCUGUUAAAUUUGCAACUCUUCAAGUAACAGAGGCAUUAAAGACAAACGCUCCAAAUCCAAAAGAUGACAAGGGACCUAAUGGAUACUGCAGUGUUUUUAGUGAUGCUUAUCUUUUAUGGGAAUCUUCAACUACAUUUUAUGAGUGGGUAAUUGAAAGUGUUAGUAAUGAUAAAGCAUCUGGUGAUGAAAGAAUAAUUGAAGCUGAAAUGUACUUGCUUGAUAUUUGCCUCAAAUUUAGUACUGAUGAUCCACUUAUUCAAACUGUAUUUGUUAGACUUUUCAAAUCUUUCUCUCAUCUCAAUAGAAGAAAUAAGAAUUCAUUGAUGGCAAUCGCUGAAAAUUUAUUCAAACAAAUGCAAUUUAGACCAAGUAAGGAGGUUGGAAAAGCUGUUGAGGACCUCACAGAAGAUACAUCUUCAGCUAGACAAAAGGCUCACACAACUUUCAUUUCACUUUGUCAAUCCAAUGCUAAAGAUCUUCCUCAAUUCUUAAAAGAGUUUGUUAAUUUAGCAGAACAACUCUGGUCAAAGAAAGAAAUUUUAAGUAACGAACUCAUUUUAAUGUAUGAAGCCUUUGUAGUUAUUAGUAAUGAGUGGAAAGAUUUUAAUCAACAAAAGCAAUUUUUAGAUUAUUUAUUGAGUCCACUUAUUAACGAACUCAACUCUAAUUUAUAUAAGGAAGUUAUGAAUUCAGUACCACUACUUUACCAAGCAUGUGGAAUUUUAAACGAAGAAAAUCAAGAAAAGAAGGCAAAAUUAGAAGAUAUCAAGAGUAGAAUAUUCCAUAUACUAACAACAAUAACAAGUUUGGCAGACAGAAUGCCUGAAAAUCCUCAGGAUAUGGGUAUGGUAGAUCCUUUGUCUAAACAAGUUAAAUAUCCAAUUUCAACCUUCAUUUUAGAAGUUUUACCAAAUAUUCUUGGAUUGGUAAGAACCAUUCAUAUGUGCUACACAGUAGAAGGUCAAAAUCUAGUUCCUCAACAAGUAAGAAAAUACAUUUUACAUAUUGGUAUUGAUGAACAAUACAUGGCUCGUGGAGAUGCUUUUGUACAGUCAAAGGUUUCAUCUGAGCAAUACACAAUUCAUAGAAUCCAUUAUUACUUGACAAAUUUAAGAAGAUUGUGCUAUCUAUUAAUAGGACAAGCUUGUAAAUAUUGUGAUAAGGAAUUGUUUUGGGCUAAUCCAUCUUUAUUCCAAAUGUUAACAGAUUCUGUGUUUUCUUUUAUUGAAUUUAUUGGUAUUAGAGACCUAUCAUUGAUGAUGUUAAACUUUUUCCAAAACUUUUUCGAAAAUAUUCCAGAAGAAUUACACAACACUUUACUUUUGAAUAUUUUGAAACCUCUCCUUUCACUUUUGGCAUCAAGAAUUGAAACAGCACAAGCAGAAAUUUGUGAUAAGGCUGGACAAACAAUAGGAGAUGAAGGAGUUCUUGAUGAAAUAGUUAAGGAAAAACACUUGAAAGAAUUAUCUUCUGUUGUUGUAAAUAUUAUUUUGAGAGCUACCAAUUCAAUUAGAAUAUCCAAAGAUAAUCUCAAACCAAAAGCAGAUGUUAUUUGUACGUUUAUUAUUGGAAAUAGUGAUUUGGUAGGCUUGAUUGUGAUGCUUUUCUGUAAAAUAAUUGCUGUAAUGUUAGAUCCAACAAGUGUUGUGAAAUGCGUAAUGAUUUGUGAUAGAAUUAUUCGUUUUAUGAGUAAUAAUCAAUUAGGAGCCUAUACUAAUUUAUUUGCUGGAGAGCUUUUCUACUCAUUACUGAGAUCUUUAAUGACAACAGUUGAUGAACAAUUGCAAGAUUCUAUCAUUUCACUCACUACAUUUAUUUAUGGUUGUUUUAGAAAAAAGACAAAUACUAUGCGAGACAUUUUAACACAGGUACCAACUUUAACCCCUCAAAAGGUUAAACAUUUUGAUGAUGCAUUCGGAAAAGCUAAUGAUGAAAAGGAUAAGAAAAAGAAAGUCAAGACUCUUUUAUCUACAAUCUGUGGUAUGCAAAAAGGUGCACCUUCAAAGUCAAAAUCUCUCUUAUCUUUAACAGGUACAAAUCCAAUUCAGCAACAAAGUAAUGACAAGAAGAAGGGAUCAAAGAAACCAACUUCAUUCCUUGAUAAUGCCACAGUUGCUGAACUUCAAGGUUUAUUUUAAAAUGGCGCCAAAUAAAACUACAAUCAUUUUUUUUC
This is a messenger RNA of Naegleria gruberi, 3569 nucleotides long. RefSeq names its product ran-binding protein 21. Gene Ontology annotation, biological process: protein export from nucleus; RNA export from nucleus. The transcript has 5 exons. Lineage: Eukaryota; Heterolobosea; Eutetramitea; Acrasida; Naegleriidae. Gene Ontology annotation, cellular component: cytoplasm; RNA nuclear export complex; nucleus. Bases 1 to 3534 code for a protein of 1177 amino acids. Gene Ontology annotation, molecular function: nuclear export signal receptor activity; RNA binding. The record is from RefSeq and is a predicted model, not a curated record.